CCCAGCCGACCCUAUAAACCCUAUAACUCCUCUACGCCGAUUCACCGUCCCUCCAUCUCCAUUCCCAUUCCCAGGCAUAGUGAUGGGAGAAGAUUCAGGUAGGUCCAAUGACUCUCAAACAAAUGGCGAUGUCCCGUGCUGCAAAUGUGGUGUGCCCAUACAGCCCAAUGAUUUCAAUAUGUGUGCCCGUUGUUUACGCUCGGAGGUUGAUAUAACUGAAGGGUUACAGAAACAUGUCACCAUUACUUACUGCCCGGAUUGUGAAAGCUAUUUACAGCCUCCUGGAUUUUGGAUUAAAGCCCAGCCUGAAUCCCAAGAUCUUCUUGCAUUCUGUGUGGAGAGGCUGAAAGAUUUUAAUGAAGCUCGUUUGGUGGAUGCCGAGUUCAUCUGGACCGAACCUCAUUCCAAGAGGAUCCGAGUCAAGCUUAAACUUCAGAAAGAGGUUCUGCAGGGGGCAAUCCUUGAACAAUCGUAUAUUGUUGAGUUUGUUGUCCAUGACCAGUUAUGUAAACCUUGCUCAGGCAGAAUGAUGGGAGAAGAUUCAGGUAUGUUCAAUGUCUCUCAAACAAUUGGCAAUGUUCCGUGCUGCAAAUGUGGUGUGCCCAUACAGCCCAAUGCUGUCAAUAUGUGUGCCCGUUGUUUACGCUCGGAGGUUGAUAUAACUGAAGGGUUACAGAAACAUGUCACCAUUACUUACUGCCCGGAUUGUGAAAGCUAUUUACAGCCUCCUAGAACUUGGAUUAAAGCCCAGCCUGAAUCCAAAGAUCUUCUAACAUUCUGUGUGAAGAGGCUGAAAUCUUUUAAUAAAGCUCGUUUGGUGGAUGCCGAGUUCAGCUGGACCGAGCCUCAUUCCAAGAGGAUCCAAGUCAAGCUUAAAAUUCAGAAAGAAGUUCUGCAGGGGGCAAUCCUUGAACAAUCGUAUAUUGUUGAGUUUGUCGUCCACUAUCAGUUGUGCGAACCUUGCUCACGUAUUCAGGCCAACCCUGACCAGUGGGUAGCUGCAGUGCAGCUCAGGCAGCAUGUUUCUCACAGGAGAACUUUCUUUUAUUUGGAACAGGUCAUUCUUAAGCACAAUGCUGCUUCCCGGGCCAUACUUAUAAAACAAAUGACUCAGGGGGUGGAUUUCUUCUUUGGAAAUAGAAGUCAUGCUCUGAAGUUUGUGGAUUUUGUGGGUAAGGUGGUGCCUACCAGAAGUCGUAGCGACAAGCAACUUGUGUCUCAAGACGGAAAGAGCAAUACCUACAAUUACAAGUAUACGUUUUCCGUUGAGAUCUCUCCAGUAUGCCGUGAAGACCUCAUUUUUCUCCCACAAAAGCUGUCUGCCAGUUUGGGAAAUCUUGGCCCGCUUGUGAUCUGCACUAAAGUGACCAAUAGCAUUACUUUGCUGGAUCCGUUCACUUUGAGGCACUGUUUUCUAGAUGCUGAUCAGUAUUGGAGAGCAUCAUUUAAGCCUCUACUCACAAGUAGGCAGCUUGUGGAAUAUAUAGUUUUGGAUGUUGAACUUGUGUCUUCUGAAGUUACUGUUGGUGGUUCGAAAUAUGCUAUGGCUGAUGUCCAAGUAGCUCGUCUAUCAGAUUUCGGCAAGAAUGACAUAAUGUUCACGGUAAGAACACAUAUAGGCCAUCUUUUGAAAUCCGGGGACAAUGCCUUUGGUUAUGAUCUGUAUGGAGCCAACAACAACGAAAUUGAGUUGGACAAAUACAAAGGUUUUUCCCUCCCUGAAGUGAUUUUGAUAAAGAAAAGCUAUGAAGAAAAGCGGCAGAGGAAGAGGGGCAAGCCUCGUCCAUGGAAGCUCAAGUCACUUAACAUGGAAGUUGAUGACACCGGCAGAGCGAAAGACAACAAAGAGAAGGCGAUUUCAGAGUAUGAACGGUUCUUGGAAGAGUUGGAGGAGAACCCUGAGGACAUAUUUAACUUGUCACUGUACCGCAAUAAGGAAUAUCAACCCUCGGAAAUGGCAUCUGCCAGUGAUGACGAUGAUUUCCCUGCAAUUCCUCUGGAGCAACUUGCUCAUCUUCAAUUAAGUGAUGACGAUGAUGAUGUUGGCCAUGAAGGUGUCAGUAUGGCAGAGUGAAGUUGUGCUGUAUCUCUUUCAAGAACUUAGGAGUUCCAAAGAUGGUCAGCUUUUUGCCAUUUCAAACUUGUUUGCAGAAGCUUGUGUUUUUUUGUUCUGUUAAGACCCACAUUUGUGUUGACCUCUUUGCAUGUUUAGUGUUGCAUGUUAUAUGAAAACACCUUUGGG
Cuscuta campestris is the source of this 2242-nucleotide messenger RNA. NCBI's taxonomy places the organism in Eukaryota, Viridiplantae, Streptophyta, Magnoliopsida, Solanales, Convolvulaceae. The record is from the annotation of a GenBank genome assembly.